CUCCUCUCAUCCUCCUCUCCUCCCCCAGUCUCUUCCUCCCGCCCUCCAACCCGUCCCCGUGUCCCAGUAAAGCGCUUUGAGCUCCGGGACUCGUCCUAGUAGCCUUACGCCGUCAGAUGGAAACAUGGCGACAGAGUUCCAUAACCUCCAAGAGUUGAGGCACAGUGCAUCUCUGGCCAACAAGGUGUUCCUGCAGAGAGACUACAGUGAAGGGACCACCUGCCGCUUCCAGACCAAGUUCCCUUCUGAGCUGGAGAGCAGGAUUGAGCGGCCGUUGUUUGAGGACACAGUGAAGAGGUUGAAUAUUUACUAUGCGGAGGCAGAGAAGAUGGGAGGCCAGUCCUACCUGGAGGGAUGUCUGGCCUGCGCUACAGCCUACCUCAUCUUCCUCUGUAUGGAGACACGCUAUGAGAAGGUGUUGAAGAAGAUAGGCAGGUACAUCCAGGAGCAGAAUGAGAAGAUCUACGCCCCCCGAGGUCUACUCAUCACUGACCCCAUCGAGAGGGGCAUGAGGGUCAUAGAGAUCUCUAUCUAUGAGGACCGAGGCUCCAGUGGCUCCUGCUCAGGCUCCAGCUCUACGUCCGGCAGCAGUGCUCGGUGACCGGGUACAUGUCACCUCCUCACCCCCCCCCCGGUCCCUGGAACACUACACCCAACCGCGGUGUUCGGUGACUGGCUCCACGGCACCUCUACCCCCCUGAUCCCUGGAGCUCUACAACCCUGGUCCCUUAGAGAACCACCCCAACAGCAGUGCUUGGUGGACUGGGUAUGCCUCACCUACCGCAACCACAAUGGCCCUGACCGUAACAAACUUGAGCUAACCGACCGAACACUCGAUCGCAACUGAACCACAUGGACCGGAGCAGAUCAAGCCGAAUCUAUCAACGUUGGGAAUACUGAUGAUAUAAAAUAGCAUUUUGAUUACGUCCCAAAUGGCAACUUUUUUUGUCCCUGGUAAAAAAAAAAGAAAAAAAAGACACUAUAUUGGGAAUAGGGAGCCAUUUGGGACACAAGUCCUCCUAUAGUGCACUAGUUUGGGGCGCUGGUUAAAAGUAGUGCACUGUAUGGAGGAUAGUAGUGUACAAGAUAGGGAAUAGGGUGUCAGUUGACAUGGAACCGUGAUGGACUACUACACACCUACCUGCCUGCCUGUAUUCAUUAGUGCACAUCGUAGUAAAACGUUUUAACCAGGGAAAACAGUUCUUAUUGGACAAGUUUCAGGUAGUCCCUCUACUGUUUCAGUUUGUUUUCUGCCGUUUGGUGUCUUGUGAAUAGGCCUAGUAGCAAACAGAUGAAUGUAGCUAGUUCCAUCCAGAGACAUAUUUUAGCCUCUAUAAAUGGCUCUGGUACCAUCCACUGGUCAGUGUCAUAAUGCAGCUUGGCAUCAAACACUCCACAACCCAGCUAACCUCUUGUCUUCAGUGCUGAACCACCAGCUCUCCUAGAUCAUGAUUAUGCAAAUACACAGCUACCUGUAUAGACUAUGUAGCAUCCUUUAACAUAGUGUUCUUCAAUCCUGGUCUUUUAGUGCUGGUCUGGAACAAAAGCUUGCACCAGGACCCUGUAAAAUAAAGUAAUGAACAAUUCUUCCUGCACGCGCACAAACACUCCUUCCUUUUUUGCUACACAAACCCUCCUCCAAAGAACCAUAAACUGCCAAAAUGUAAUUAUUUCCUGAUGUGAAGUGUCUGCCUUUUUAUUUUAAUCUGGGACAUGUUUAUGCAAAAGUAGAGAACUAGAACCUUCAUAAUGCUUGUUGUUUGAUACUCAUGAUCAGAAGAACUUUAAUAAAUAACUACUGCUCUUCCA
Molecule: messenger RNA, 1809 nt
Organism: Salmo salar (Atlantic salmon)
Lineage: Eukaryota; Metazoa; Chordata; Actinopteri; Salmoniformes; Salmonidae
Product: golgin subfamily A member 7B
Biological process (GO): protein targeting to membrane; peptidyl-L-cysteine S-palmitoylation
Cellular component (GO): palmitoyltransferase complex
Source: RefSeq, a predicted model, not a curated record